This is a messenger RNA of Elaeis guineensis (African oil palm), 2199 nucleotides long. Its product is annotated as subtilisin-like protease. Gene Ontology annotation, molecular function: serine-type endopeptidase activity. Gene Ontology annotation, biological process: proteolysis. NCBI's taxonomy places the organism in Eukaryota, Viridiplantae, Streptophyta, Magnoliopsida, Arecales, Arecaceae. The record is from RefSeq and is a predicted model, not a curated record.
AUGUCCUUCUCUAUUCUCCUCCUUUCGGCCAUCCAACUCCUCUCUAGUUUCUGUCCUGUCACAUGUGGUUACAACCAUGCCAAGGCUGACGAUGCCAGUCAGCUACGGGUUUACAUAGUUCAUGUACUACCCCCUUCAAAUGCCCCCAAUGCCGGCCCCACCGAUCUCGAAAGCUAUUACAAAUCCUUCUUGCCCGACUCCAUUUCUGAGUCGGGUGAGACGCGGCUGAUCUACUCGUACUCAGAAGUACUCAGCGGUUUCGCUGCAAAGCUAACCCAGGAUGAGGUGGAUAGCAUGGCGAAGAAUCCGGGCUUUGUGCGAGCCUAUCCGGACAUGCUGAUACCCUUGCUCACCACCCACACGCCCGACUUCCUUGGCCUUCAUCAAGGGCGGGGGCUAUGGCAACCUUCUGGCCUUGGCAAGGGGGUCAUUAUUGGGGUUUUGGACACUGGACUCCACGCCACGCAUCCUUCAUUCAAUGAUGAUGGAGUGCCGCCACCCCCUUCCAAAUGGAAGGGGUCGUGUGAAUUCCCCGCUGGUUGCAAUAACAAGCUGAUUGGCGCCAAGACCUUCAACAAUUCUGGAUCUGGUGCCCCCGACGAUGGUGAUGGCCAUGGCACCCACACUGCAAGCACUGCUGCCGGAAACUUUGUGCAGAGAGUUGAAUCUUUCGGGCUAGCGAGCGGGACGUCAGCUGGAAUGGCACCUCAUGCACAUCUGGCCAUCUACAAGGUGUGCGGCCCAGCGGGCUGCUCCACUUCUGAUGUUCUAGCCGGGCUAGAUGAAGCCGUAAAAGAUGGUGUCGAUGUGCUCUCGCUCUCGCUCGGUGGAUCUUCUGUGCCUUUUUACCUUGACCCCAUCGCCAUAGGCGCCUUUGGUGCCACUGAAAAGGGGAUCCUUGUCACCUGUGCUGCUGGUAAUUCCGGCCCGUCAGAUAGCACCCUUUCAAACGAGGCCCCAUGGAUCCUCACCGUUGCUGCCAGUUCCGUGGACAGAAACUUCAGAUCCAUUGUGACGCUUGGUAAUGGAGAGAAGCUCUACGGUGAGUCUCUUAAUCAACCCAAAAGCUUCAAACCCUCCUCUCUUCCUCUAGUCUACCCCAACGAAGGCGCCUGCACGGUGGACUUUGCCAACAUUUUUGGCAAGGUCGUAUUGUGUGAUGCUGAUGUAGACGAAUAUGGCGUAACUGCAAGCAUCAAGGAUGCAGGUGGGGCUGCGGUAAUAUUCCUCAACGAUAACUCGUCUGCCUAUUCCAUUGUUCUUCGAGAUCUCGAAUUCCCUUCACCCAAACUGACCUAUGAAGAUGCCUCCAAGGUUAAAAGAUAUGUGAAUACAACACGCAAUCCAACAGCCUCUAUCACUUUCAAUGGUACUAUUCUUGGAGUAUCUCCGGCUCCCGUGGUUGCCUACUUCUCUUCCAGGGGACCGAGCACGGCGACCCCAGGCAUCCUAAAGCCUGACAUCUCGGGACCGGGUCUUAACAUCAUGGCUGCUUGGCCUGUCCAGCCAGAAACUGGGGAAAAUGGUACAAAGACCUUCAACAUUAUUUCUGGUACCUCCAUGGCAACCCCUCACUUAAGUGGUAUCGCAGCACUCAUCAAAAGCGCACAUCCUGAUUGGUCGCCAGCUGCGAUCAAGUCUGCUAUCAUGACAACCUCUUAUGUCGUGGGCGACAAUAGGAAGCCGAUCCCGGAUGAGCAGCACUUACCAGCGAGCUUCUUUGCAAUGGGUGCUGGCCAUGUGAACCCAUCAAAUGCUGCUGAUCCAGGGCUGAUUUAUGACCUGGAUGUUGAUGAUUAUAUUCGAUAUCUCUGCGGGUUGUACAAUGGAGCGCUUGUGGAUCGUAAUGUAGGUGGUGUUAUUCGCCGUAGAAUUAGUUGUUCUAAGUUUGGGAGCAUUUCCGAAGCUGAGCUGAAUUACCCAUCCCUAGUACUGCCUCCCGGGUCCACGGUGAAUCGAACGGUGACCAAUGUUGGGAAGGCAAAUGAUGUAUACAGAGUCGAGGUGGAAGCACCGAAGGGGGCAAAAGUUACUGUCACUCCAGCGACCCUUACGUUUUCAAAGGUCAAAGAGAAGAAGACUUUUACCGUGCGUGUGACCGGUGGAAAGAGCGGUUUGGCGGGGAAUUUGAGGUGGAUUUCUGGUCGGCAUGUUGUAAGGAGCCCAAUUGUCAUCGUUGGUGAUGCUAAAGACUUGUAG